Heterobilharzia americana is the source of this 480-nucleotide messenger RNA. The record is from the annotation of a GenBank genome assembly. NCBI's taxonomy places the organism in Eukaryota, Metazoa, Platyhelminthes, Trematoda, Strigeidida, Schistosomatidae.
AUGCAGGAUCACAAAUCAGACAAAGAAAGUGGCCAAGAAUCUUCAGUUGAAGUUCAAGUAACGCUAUUAGAUGGGGGGCAAGAAAAUAUCUGCAUUUCUGAAAGAUGUCUUGGUCAGGAACUAUUUGCCUUGGUCACAAAAAAGAUCGGUGUUUUUGAAUACGAGUACUUUGGAUUACUGUACUGUGAUUUCGAGGGCAAUAAAUGUUGGAUUGAUAAUAAUAAACCACUAACAAAAGCCUUAAGGAAUUCAAGUACAAGACCACUGGAGUUCUUAUUUGCUGUUAAAUUUUUCACACCAUACCCAAAUCUUCUGGAAGAUGAUUUAACACGGUAUUAUAUGCACUGCAGAUCAGAAAUGACUUCUUUCAGGGUCUAUUGCACAGCAACCGUAACACUAGUCUUCUUUUGGCAGCAUUCAUUGCACAAUCUCAAUUGGGUGAUUUUCAGGAGACAGAAUGCAGAUCUUACGCCUAUUUGA